AUGUCCACAUCGAAAGUCACCACGCCGUCAUCAUCCAAGGCUUCGACCAAAAAGGACGGUUCUGCUCCUCGCCAGAGCCGUUUCAGAGGCGACGUUCCUGCCUUCAACCCAACAGGCCAGUCGCCAUUCGUUUUGGCACAACAAUAUCAAACUCCGCCCCAGGCAUUUCCACAGCAGCAGCAGCCUUACCAGCAGCAUCCCCAGAUGAUGUACGGUGGCCAAGUGCCGGGCGCAUACAUGCAAUACAUGGGCUACCCUGAGUACAUGAUGGGGUACCCAUACUAUCCCAUGCCAACGACGCCAUUCCCACAGCCAUACAUGGCGCCACAUAUGAACAGCAUGAACGGCAUGAACGACGCAUAUCCUCCUCAGCAGGCACCAGAACCAGCCUCUACACUCUCUGAAGAGACUCCUCCCACCACACAAGUCAUAGAACAGGAGGAGACCAAGCAGACCGAAGUUGAAGAGCCAAAGCCCAAAAAGGAGGAGUCCGUGCCUGUCGGAACCUUCCCACUUCUAUUUAGCACUUCUCAUGAGGAAUACUCCAGUGCUAGAUCCGAGGCCGCCAGCGAAAAGAAGAAUCUACUUGCAUCUAAACUCGGUCGUGUGCAAAAGUACGUUCAACAACAGAAGACCCAAUCGGGUGGCCUUGCCAAUCUAAUCAUCAACAAGAACGCUACUUUCACUGUCCUCGACCACAGCACCGGUAAAUCUGCCACCCAGCUUAUAUACCCCGCAGAACUUGCCAACUCUGAGUCCGCUGACCAAGAACAACCUAAUAAUGAUAACGACCUGAACGACGCAACGACAAGACCAUCGAACUGGGCCUCUGUGCUUCAGAGCACAGCUACCAAAAAGGUUUCCAAGAAGACCGCAUCAGCAUCCAAGACCACUCAAGCUGCUGUCGAGAGUAAGUCUGCCUCUCCAACACCAUCUAUAAACAACGGACCGCAAGCCCUUGGGUUGUUGCUGUUGAAGAUGUUGUUUGAGCCCGAAUUCUCCUUGAACUCUUACCCAUCGUAUUCUAUCAAUCCAAGGGGAUUGACGAAUACGGGUAACAUCUGUUACAUGAAUGCUGUGCUCCAAUGUCUCAUGUUCUGCGAGCCUUUCAACAAGCUUAUUCGUUACGUUGAUGAGCACGCUGUCGGCUCUCUUGAUAAGACCUCCCAGCAGCCUAUUGUCGAUGCGACCAUUAAUUUCAUUAAAGACUUUUUGAAGCUCACAACCCAAAAUGGUUCUAACGGCAGCAACGGCACACUCAAUAGCCAUGGCAUUGUCGUCGGUCGGCCGCUUUCUCCAGAGGUGCUUUACCAGAAGCUUGUGGAGAACACUAAGUUUAAGCACCUCAAAUGGGGUCAGCAAGAAGAUGCGGAGGAGUUUUUGACGUACUUCUUGGACGGUCUUCACGAGGAUUUUGUUCGUGCAGAGGCUACAGUUCCAACUACACAGGUUGAUGAGCUUAUAGACUUUUGCCAGCAAAAGCUUAAUGACAGUGCAAGCAAGCAGAACGUUAAAAGCAAAAUUAAGACUGCUUAUCGCGUCACCAAGCAGUCACUCAACCACGGCGAGGAAAUGGAAGCCCUGGAUGAGGAAGAAGAGACAAACGGAUGGUCAGAGGUCGGCAGCGGGAAACGGGUUUCCAAAAAGCGGGUCGUCGAUGUUGAACCAUCACCCAUUACCCUGAUUUUUGGCGGCAGGUUCCGCAGUGUGUUGACCAUACCAAAGGGCAAGGAGUCCCAGUCUAUCACGGUCGAUCCUUUCAGAUGUAUGCUGGUUGACAUCUCCCAGAAGGACGUGACCACCAUAGAAGAUGCAUUGUGGAAUCUGCAUCAAAUUGAAAAGAUUCCGUUCAAGAUCGACGCUGAGCGUGAGGUUACUGCCAAGAAGCAAACAUUCAUUGACCAGCUUCCAAAAGUGUUGCUUCUCCAGCUUAAGAGAUUUGCAUACCAGCAGGAGGCAGACAACCUGAGCAGAGAGGGCUCCGCUGAGCCCAACGGCAAGGAGUCGGUGAGCUACGGCACCAUCGAAAAGGUGAUGAAGGACGUCAAAUUCGACUUGGACUUGGAAAUUCCACCCGAGUGUCUUUCGUCAACGCUUCGCUCUGCCGACCCUAAGCCCGCCUACAAACUCGUGGGCGUAAUCUAUCACCACGGCCGCAACGCUGAGGGCGGCCAUUACACGUGCGACGUAUACCGAAAUGGCAUCGCCGAGACGUCGACGGCGAGCGAGAAGAAGUGGUUGCGCAUCGACGACACAUCGGUGGAGGCGAUUUCGUCCGACGCUGUGGUGGAAACCCCGAGGCCAAGGACAAGAGUGCGUACAUUUUGA
Molecule: messenger RNA, 2328 nt
Organism: Candidozyma duobushaemuli
Lineage: Eukaryota; Fungi; Ascomycota; Pichiomycetes; Serinales; Metschnikowiaceae
Product: mRNA-binding ubiquitin-specific protease
Exons: 2
Coding region: 1-2328 (775 amino acids)
Biological process (GO): protein deubiquitination
Cellular component (GO): nucleus; cytosol
Molecular function (GO): cysteine-type deubiquitinase activity; cysteine-type endopeptidase activity
Source: RefSeq, a predicted model, not a curated record